Ornithodoros turicata is the source of this 1367-nucleotide messenger RNA. RefSeq lists its product as uncharacterized. The transcript has 2 exons. NCBI's taxonomy places the organism in Eukaryota, Metazoa, Arthropoda, Arachnida, Ixodida, Argasidae. The coding region runs from base 203 to 1315 and encodes 370 amino acids. The record is from RefSeq and is a predicted model, not a curated record.
UGAACGCUAUGUUGAACACAGCCAAGACGAUUGAAGCAGAUUAGCACGGAGUCCCUUCCUGGUCUCGCAUAUAAUCCUUCCGUGAAUCCACUUGAAGGACUCUGAGGUCGUCCAGGUAUUUAAUAGGUGGAGAUGUAAGAGCGCGGUGAUUUCAGUUGCUCUGCGGCUGUUCACGGACGAAGACUGAAGAAGAGAAACUGCCAUGUCCAUCUUUAUACUGACUCUUCUGGUCGCCUCCGGCCUCGUCACCACUUCGUCUUUCGCAUCCGGCACCAAAUACAGUCAACGCUACGAUGGCACGUCUUCUCGCUACGAAUGGAACCCCUCUCUGCCCCCCAGUCGGACGCGCAGCAAUCGAAAUGCACGCCAGGACAACCUUUCUAGUUGGCACAACAAAGAUACCCAACCCGUCGCAGAAGCUUCCAGAAGGUCCUUCAGCGUCAAGCCAGACACCAUCACUGCCACCAUAACUCUACCGCGUAGUGGCGCGUCGAAAACGCCUUCGCUACCCCCUCCGGAACCGUUGCCAGAACCGGAAGACAUUUCCGUCGAUCCGAUCGCGGAUCCGCAAACGGAUCCGCCCAUUUAUGAAGCCCCAUACGUGGACUCCGUCGAGCCCGUGGUUAGGACGACUCUUCUGACACCGCUGAGUCACGGCUACAUCGUAGCCUUCGUGAGGAAGUCCCUCCUGUCGAGGCUAAACGGCGACCAUCCUAACGGACAAGUAGUGAAUCUAACGCCCAAGUCAUCUUUCCAGCUGAAGAAAAGCGAGGAGCCGGCGUUCCUGAUGUACAUUCCGCCCGACCAGACGAGGACUUUUGGAGACGCACAGUACAGCCUUCGAGACGGCAGAAGAACAAGAACUCGAUUAUCGAGACACAACAGACAACGUGAUGAUAGGGCGCCGGGUCAUCGUCACCUGUCAUUGGACUACGAUGACAAUAUCCACGAUGGAGACGAAUUAUCCGAUAGAAGACGUAUGAGACAGCUUGGUCUUCGAGCACGUCGUCCACAAAGAGAAAGUCCUCGAAAUGCGUUCGUCAAUGGGAACGAGGUGUUGCUCGAAGAAAGGCUUAUACCAGGACUUAAUGGUCCUGGGAUGCUAACGUACCUUCCGAAGAACCCACUUUCGUCGUCGUCAUUCCCAGUUGGUCCUGCACAGAUAGCACCCAACACGUUCCUGAUGCUUGACCCACGGGAGAGUCAACGCAAUGUCUUCGCACCUGGCCCCGCAAACCUGUUUGAAACGCCGUCGCCAAGAAAACCGUUGUUUCCCGGCCUGCUGCCAUUUGAAGGGCUUCGGCCAGUUUUGUGAAUCCCUGGGAAGUCAAACAUAUGGUGGAAGGUGUAACAACUCAUGCGAAGUU